GUCUAUGUUUACUUAUAAUAACAGUCAUAUUUUCAUUACUAAAAACGUUGCUUAAAACAUAAUAGGCUACAAUUAUGCCUUGGAGUUGGGAGUGUAGGGCAAAGUUCGUGAAGCAAACGUCGCCGAAGCCUACGGCGCGGCGUGGCGAGGCAGGGCAGGGCACCCCCGGACCACUCCAUUACCAAACCCCGCGGAUAUUUUGUGGGAAAGGCUAUUCAAACAUUAAGCGGGCGCCGGCGUUCUCGUUCGGUCAGCGGUUCCCCGCGGGCAGUAAUAAGCCGGUGUUAGCUAACAACGCGCCCCUGUUGAACUUGUAUCGAUUGAAUCGGAAAGGUCCUGAUAAAAUAACAAAUGGCCUCAUAUCGCCGCGUAUAGACGCUCCAAAAAACCGGUCUGUGACGCCUGGUCCAGCCGAAUACGCUCCAAGGAGUGAGGCCCAACCGAAGCAUGCUCCGGCCUACAGCAUCCGACCUCAGGUCAAACCGGCCUUUCAGUCCAAAUCGACAUGGACACCGUCGCCUAAUAUGUAUCUACCGGAAAAAUCGACAAGGAAAGCCCCGGCCUACUCUUUUCCCUGUUCAGGACGGGACAUCAAAGAGCGCUCAGCCUGUGCUGGUGAUUACUAUCCGAAAUUUAAUUACGUACAAAGAACGACGCCGGGGUUCUCGUUCGGAGGCGUUAUCAAAGCCUUAAAACAACCGAAACUACCGUCCCCCAAUGCUUAUUGUGAGAAAAAGUUUAUGUACCCGCAGCGGUCGGCUCCGACGCCAUCUUUUGGUAUCCGCCACUCGCCGUAUCUUGGCAGCGAGCGAGAAUUCUUGAAACCCACCGCAUUGAAUAUCGAGAUUUAUGGAGAGUCAGUGGACAUAUAGAGCUUAAAUUUGUUUUUCACUGUGAAAAAAAAUUCCCUGUGUAAA
Messenger RNA from Aricia agestis (brown argus), 917 nucleotides. RefSeq names its product outer dense fiber protein 3-like. NCBI's taxonomy places the organism in Eukaryota, Metazoa, Arthropoda, Insecta, Lepidoptera, Lycaenidae. The transcript has 5 exons. Bases 75 to 872 code for a protein of 265 amino acids. The record is from RefSeq and is a predicted model, not a curated record.